ACAUUACGCGACGUCAUAACGCAUGGCAACGAAGUUCAAUAUAUAUGCGUAUUGCGCAAACGACCGAACUAAACUUAAUUUCAUGCUAAUUAAUAAAUAAGUAAAAUGGAUAGCUAAAUCAAUGCCACGAGAUUUAUUUUCAAGCCAACGUUGUUCCUCCUAUGGAUCGGGUUCAUAGUAUAAGGCUCUCUCGGAAGAUGGCGCUAGCAUACGUGCCGGGGCAUUGCCAUCUGUGUCAACAGGCAAAUGCCAAGGUCAGGCGACUGAAGUGCGGGCGGCACAACUACUGCCGGAUGUGCGGGGACUUAGAUCCUCGUUUGGUAAAGGGUGACUACUCGUGCAAGAAAUGUAGUGAAAAGCUGACCAAACGCACCGUAGACAGAAGAGCCGCCAUCGACAACUUCCUGUUCGAAAAAGCAGGAUAUGACGUCAAUUAUGAUCAACCAAUGACCGACGAUUUACCUGAACAAACCGACCUCGAUGGCAAUAACAGCGAAUGGGAACAUCUUCUGAAACCGUUUCCGGUCGGCGUCCGGAACUCUCGCCCUGACGAUACUCAAGACCUGCAGCCGAUACCACGCAAGAGUUCAUUCCUACACCUGACUCUGCCGUCUGCUCAACAAGAGUCGUCUCAUUCCAGUCCCAGCCCUGUGCAGCCGACACGUAUCGAGGGAACGGUCACACAGUUGCUUGGCAACGAUAAACCUUCUAAUAAUAGACGGUAUGCUUCAGAGAAAAAGGCGGACAAGGCGUCGAACUCCUCGUCGGCAGGGAGCGACGUAAGCGAAAAGUCGUUGGAAUCGGUAGAAGAUUUACUUCCUUCGAAGCUAACCCCGUGUACCAGUGACAACCAAGUGUGGAAGCCAACAGACUGGUACAACCUUCGUAGGUUCGAACCCAACCCGAGUGAAGUGGAGAGAUGCUCGUCGCCUUGUAAGAGCGUGCGGCCCAGAAGCGCGCCGAGCUGGUGUGAAGAUGUCUUCCCACGAACGGACUCUCAAACUGAAUCGGAGGCCUUGCGGAGCGAGAUUGGUGACAUCGAGGGUCCCGGCUUCUCGGCCUCAAGUUCCCGGUCGGGGUCAGGCUACUCUCUGACGUCAUCGGAUGACGAAUUCCGGAAAAACGUCCUUGAUGACUUCUGGGACUCUUUUGUUUAACUGUAUCUAUAAAAAAGCGCAUGUAUUGUGACUAUUAUUAAGAUGAAUAUUUAGUAAAUUAAAAUGCUAGUAAUAACAUGUU
This is a messenger RNA of Dreissena polymorpha, 1239 nucleotides long. RefSeq lists its product as uncharacterized. The transcript is spliced from 5 exons. The record is from RefSeq and is a predicted model, not a curated record. NCBI's taxonomy places the organism in Eukaryota, Metazoa, Mollusca, Bivalvia, Myida, Dreissenidae. Bases 162 to 1157 code for a protein of 331 amino acids.